Molecule: messenger RNA, 3410 nt
Organism: Colias croceus (clouded yellow)
Lineage: Eukaryota; Metazoa; Arthropoda; Insecta; Lepidoptera; Pieridae
Gene: Tnpo-SR
Product: transportin-3
Exons: 12
Coding region: 136-2874 (912 amino acids)
Biological process (GO): protein import into nucleus
Cellular component (GO): cytoplasm; nuclear membrane
Molecular function (GO): small GTPase binding
Source: RefSeq, a predicted model, not a curated record
ACGUUGUAACUUGUUUGAUUCAAUUCGUCUUUCGAGCAUAUUUCCAUAUUUCUACGUAAAAAUAUGUUAUUGAGUGGUUUAUUUAUUACAACAGAGAAAUAUUAGGAUUUUCUCUUGGAUAUAAUAUUGUACAAAAUGGAGCCUCCAUCAAUGGACACGAUAUACCAGGCCAUCAGCGCCUUGUAUGAUAAUGAUAAUACAAGUGAAAAAGAAAAGGCUUCGCUCUGGCUGGAAGAAGUGCAAAAAUCUAUUCAUUCAUGGAAAGUAGCUGAUGAGCUUUUACAACAGAAAAAGAAUGUGCAAUCGUGUUAUUUCGCUGCACAAACUAUGAGAUCUAAAGUGCAACAUAAUCUAUCUGAACUGCCAGAAGAUGCCAUAAUAUCCCUGAGAGAUUCACUUGUGUCUCAUUUGGAAACCGUGUCUCCUGAUGUCAGUUCUGCUAUUUUGACACAACUCUCCUUAGCUCUAGCAGAUUUAGCUCUACAAAUGCCAAACUGGAAAAAUUGUGUUAGUGACCUCAUUAAACUAUUUUCAAAUAAAAAUAACUUUGCUCUGCUAGAAAUAUUGACUGUAUUACCUCAAGAAAUCGAUUCGUCAAACUUAAAACUAGGUGAAAAUCGUCGUGAGGAAAUAAAAACUGAGCUGCGAGGGAAUUCGCAGAUAGUGGUCAUGUUUCUUAAAGAGUGUAUAUCUAGCUCACAUAACUCUAAUGUAGCGUUAAAAAUAAUUAGGUGUAUGACCUCAUGGUUGCAAGUGAAAGCUAUAAACAUACAAGAGUUGCCACAAAAUCCUGUUAUAGGUCUAUGUUUACAAGUGUUAAGAGACUAUACGACUAUUUACUUGUUACAUGACGCUGCAACAGAUUGUAUAUGUGCGAUAUUACAUUGUUUAGAGGAGAAUAACAAUAAUGAUGAUGUGGAAAGGUUAAUGUUCGAUAGUGUAUCAGCUUUGGAAGAGAGCUAUCAUCUCGCGGUAGCUCAUGAAGAGGAAGAGAAGGCAGCUAACUUUGCGAGACUGUUCACUGAGCUUGGAGAAACCUUUUUAGAGAAGAUAAUCAUCAGCACUUCUAAUGGGAUGGUGCACUUUGCAAUGAGAUCCUUAGAGUUAGCUCUUGUGUGUGUUGGCCACCAUGACUAUGAUGUAGCGGAAAUAACAUUCAACCUAUGGUACCGUUUAUCAGAAGAAGUGUAUCAGAGAGACUACCAGCCACUGACGGAUGCUUUUAAACCUCACAUAGAGAGGCUGAUUGAGGCCCUCGCUCGGCACUGCCAGUGUGAACCUGAUGAUACUAAUUUGCCGGAAGAAGGUGAUGAAUUCUAUGAAUUCCGAGUGAAAGUGAUGGAGCUGAUAAAGGACGUGGUUUUCAUCGUGGGCUCGGGCGCGGUGUUCCGGCAGAUGUUCGCCACGCUGCAGGCAGACCUGCCCUGGGAGCAGACGGAGGCUGCCCUGUUUAUUAUGCAAGCAGUCGCUAAGAAUAUUCUGCCGGAGGAGUACGAGUACGUGCCGAAGGUGGUGGAGGCGAUCCUGUCGAUGCCGGAGGGCUCGCACCUGGCGGUGCGGCACACGUGCCUGCAGCUGCUGGGCGAGCUGUGCGAGUGGGUGGAGCGCCACCCGCAGUGCCUGGAGCCCUGCCUGCGCUUCCUCGUGCGCGCGCUGCUGCACCCCAAGCUGGCCUACGCGGCCGCCACGGCGCUGCAGAACAUCUGCAAAGCGUGUCGGCGCGAGGCGUCGUGCCACGUGGCGGUGGUGGUGGAGGCCGCUCGGGCUGCGGACCAGCUCGCGCUGCCCAUACACACCGCUGCUGCUCUCAUGAGGGCACUCGCUGCAGCCAUAUCGAGGUUGCCGCAUGAUCAGUUGUGCCAAGCGAUGCGCGAAGCUGUCGGCGCUCAAAUAGCCGGUCUCCAAGCCCAGCUGGGGUCAAGUGGCCCCGCCAAGCGGGGCUCCCCCUCGGACCCGGCGGUGUGGCUGGACCGCAUCGCAGCCCUGUUCCGCGACGUGGACGUGCAGCCCCCGCCGGCGGAGCACCCGUGCCUGCCCGCCUUCCAGGACCUGUGGCCCGUCGUGCACCAGGUUAUGGUCAAGCACUCCCGCGACGGUCGUAUAAUGGAGCGCGCCUGCCGCUGCGUCCGGUUCUGCGUGCGCGGCACCGGCCGGGCCGCCGCCGCGCUCCUGCCCACUGUCGCCAGUGCACUAGCCGACCUCUACGCGACGUCACCACACAGCUGCCUGCUGUAUCUUAGUGCAGUGCUAGCCGAUGCGCUGGGAGGGCCAAGAACUGCUCAACCCUUAGCGCAUUUGUUACAUGCCCUGCUGCCUCCAGCGUUGGAAUUGUUGAAGCAGCCGGAUGGACUGAAGAAUAACCCGGAUACAGUGGACGAUCUGUAUAGAUUGUGUAUACGCUACCUCCAACGCAUCCCUACGGAGUUCGUGGACUCUGGGUGUGCGGCGGCGGUGUUCGAGUGCGGCAUCAUGGCGGUGAAGCUGGACCACCGGGACGCCAACUGCUCCCUCAUGAAGUUCCUGUACGACGUGCUCAAGCUGGCCAACGACGAUAUGCAGACGCCGCUUGGUUCUAAAGUAAACGCAAUUAUAUCUCAAUACGGUGAAGAACUAACAUACGCGUUGUUGGAAGCGUCUGUUCUAUAUCUCCACUCAUACAUGUUAAGCGAAGUGGCGGAGGUGGUGCUGGAGCUGAUCUCGUGGCAGAAGCGCGCGGGCGUGGAGUGGGUCGGCCCCGCGCUCGCCCGCCUGCCCGCAGCACGCGCCUGCGCCACGCACCAGCAGUGCUGGCAGUUCCACCACCUCGCGCUCAAAGCUGAAAAGUGCAAAGAAGCAACUCGACUGCUCCGCGACUUCGCUCGUCUAUACCGAUAAAUAUCCCUUCGCCAAUAAAUCAUCUCCCGAGACCAGCAUCAGGACUCACGACUGAUCCCAAUCUGAGCAAAUUCGACCCUCAAUAUAUUGUUAUAAAUAUUCGUCUCUUAAAUUCAAAAUUUUAUCAUUUUUCUCGAAGAAUUAGAUGUAGAGAAUAGUUGUUACUUUCAAGUGAUAUAACGGUUUUAAGGUUCAAUAGUUUAAGAUCAGCUUUUAUUUCUCAAGUCUCAUCGAUUUUUAAUUUAAGUGACGAACUAUGACUAUUGAUUGGUGUAUAUCAAAUUAGUAAGCAAUUAUAUUAUAAAAAUAUAGAAAAACUGUUAAAAGAAUUAUAUCAUGAUGUCGAGAUUUUUUUUACAAUUGUUUCCGUCAAAAUACGUUUUGACUUUGAUAUCUUUCAAAUGAAAGAGACAGAUAUAGGUAAGUAAACACCUUUAAUUGAUAGAAUAUAUUUUGUUAUAUACAUACUCUGUUCUAUUGUGAUAAACCCCUCACUGUAAUUGUAAAUAUUUAUUAAAUUUACUUUUAUCACAAUA